CAAGAACUUCUGUCCAGUAAAAAGUAUUAUGCAGCAGGGAAGAUGUGUGCUUGGUCCAUCAUGCACAAUGGGCCAGGACCACGAUGUCUCAAUCGCCACCUGUAUCUUUUAAUGUGUGGCCAGGACCCAGAGCUGGAGGGAGUCAGCCUUGAGAUCUUCUUUGACCAGGACCUCAAAUCAAGAAUAGAAAAAGUUGCCAACUGCAGCACUCCCCAAGACCUCGAGGAGGUCAAAGAAAGCCUUGGCGACUGGAUAGCGGGCUGUGGAGCCCCACAUAUCUACACAGCUACACUGGAUGACAUGACACGGAUAAAAAAUGAGUUGGUUGCUCAUUUUCUGUUCCACCGGGUUGCAAGUGUUGUCCAGCAGUUUAUUGCUGGAAUGGAUGCAUGUGGCCAGUUUUGGCAAAUGGUGAAGAGGUUUUGGAAGCAGUUCCUUCCUGUCUUUACGAACACGGGACAAAAACUCACAAGGAACAUCUUCCAAAACCUCUUCACCAUUGCCUGGAGUCCUCUGGGGAGCAACCGUCGUGAUGCUGAGGAGGAAACCAUCUUCUUGUGGGAGUGGUGGCUCAUGGCGAUUCAAGAGCAAGAGGUGGACCUUACAUUCGAGGAAGUACUCGUCUUUGUGAGUGGAGCCGACUGUCUGCCCCCGUUAGGCUUCUCCCAGGGGUGCACAGUUGAAUUCUUUGACCAAGAAGUAGGAACGCGGCGCCUGCCCUAUGCAUCCACGUGUAGCCUGUCCAUCUUCCUUCCAAGGGGAGUCAAGGAAGAAGCAGAUUUUAGAGAACUGAUGGACACCGCCCUGAGGGGUUCAUUGGGAUUUGGGAAGGUGUAGGUCAGGGCUGCUUGACGUAGUCCGUUAUCUCCCCUCCAAACCCAACAGGACACACACACAGGUG
Molecule: messenger RNA, 901 nt
Organism: Melanotaenia boesemani (Boeseman's rainbowfish)
Lineage: Eukaryota; Metazoa; Chordata; Actinopteri; Atheriniformes; Melanotaeniidae
Product: G2/M phase-specific E3 ubiquitin-protein ligase-like
Exons: 4
Coding region: 43-837 (264 amino acids)
Molecular function (GO): ubiquitin-protein transferase activity
Source: RefSeq, a predicted model, not a curated record